AUGUUCGCUAAGGCUAUCGUCGCUCUGUGCGCUAUAAGCGCGGCUCGCGCUAGCGGUAUCUUGGGCGUUGCCCCAGCGGCGUACAGCAGCCACGCCAUUGCUGCCCCCGCUCUUGUCACCAGGACCAUCACACCCGCCGUUUCCUCUGUGUCCUCCUACUCCACUCAAACCGCCCACGCCGGUCCCAUCGCCACCUAUGCGGCCGCCCCAGCGAUCGCGUCUUACGCUGCUCCCGCCAUCGCAGCUCCAGUCGUCGCUGCCGCCCCCGCCAUCACCACAAGCUAUGCCGCAGCGCCCGCCGUCGUUAGCAGGACCAUCACUCCCGCUGUCUCCUCCGUGUCGUCGUACUCCACUCACACCUCGCACGGAUCUCCCAUUGCGACAUACGCCGCCGCUCCCGCCGUAGCCACCUACGCCGCUGCCCCCGCAGUAGCUUCCUACGCCACCCGUACCAUCGCCGCACCCGCCGUGGCAGCAUACGCUGCACGUUCCUACGCCGCACCCGCGUUGGCCGCGUAUGCAACCCGCUCCUACGCCGCACCCGCCGUAGCAGCAUACGCCGCCCCUGCAGUCGCGGCAUACGCUACCCGUACCAUCGCAGCUCCUGCUGCUACUUCCUACUCUUCCUACUCUACCCAGACAGCUCACAGCACCCCAGUGGUCUCUAGAGCGUACGCCGCUCCCGCAAUCGCCGCUUACGCUGCCCCCGCGUACUCUACUUACGCCGCCGCCCCCGCGUACUCUACUUACGCCGCCGCCCCCGCGUACUCUACUUACGCCGCCGCCCCCGCGUACUCUACCUAUGCCGCGGCUGCCCCCAUUCUCCGUUCCUCUGUUGCGUACUCUGCUGCUCCCGCAGUCUCUCACAUCUCCUACAGCGGUCACGGUGCUAACUAUGCGCGGCCCGCGCUAGCGGUAUCUUGGGCGUUGCCCCAAGCGGCGUACAGCAGCCACGCCAUUGCUGCCCCCGCUCUUGUGACCAGGACCAUCACACCCGCCGUUUCCUCUGUGUCUUCCUACUCCACCCAAACCGCCCACGCCGGUCCCAUCGCCACCUAUGCGGCCGCCCCGGCGUUCGCCUCUUACGCUGCUCCCGCCAUCGCAGCUCCAGUCGUCGCUGCCGCUCCCGCCAUCACCACAAGCUAUGCCACAGCGCCCGCCGUCGUUAGCAGGACCAUCACUCCCGCUGUCUCCUCCGUGUCGUCGUACUCCACUCACACCUCGCACGGAUCUCCCAUUGCGACAUACGCCGCUGCUCCCGCCGUAGCCACCUACGCCGCUGCCCCCGCAGUAGCUUCCUACGCCACCCGUACCAUCGCGGCACCCGCCGUGGCAGCAUACGCUGCCCGUUCCUACGCCGCACCCGCGUUGGCCGCGUAUGCCACCCGCUCUUACGCCGCACCCGCCAUAUCAACAUACGCUGCCCCUGCAGUCGCGGCAUACGCUACCCGCACCAUCGCAGCUCCUGCUGCUACUUCCUACUCUUCCUACUCUACCCAGACUGCCCAUAGCACUCCAGUCGUCGCUAGGGCUUACGCUGCACCUGCCGUGGCAGCUUACUCUACCCGCACUUACGCUGCACCUGCUGUGGCUACUUACGCCGCCCCAGCUGUAGCAGCAUACGCAACCCGUGCCAUUGCAGCACCUGCUGCCACUUCUUACUCUUCCUACUCUACCCAAACAGCUCACAGCACCCCAGUACUGGCUAGGACCUACGCCGCUCCCGCAUACUCCACCUAUGCCGCUGCCCCUGCCUACUCUACUUACGCCGCCGCCCCCGCCUAUUCUACAUAUGCUGCGGCUGCCCCCAUCCUCCGUUCUUCUAUCGCUUACUCUGCCGCCCCCGCAGUCUCCCACAUCUCCUACAGCGGUCACGGUGCUAACUAUGGAUGG
Iphiclides podalirius (scarce swallowtail) is the source of this 1893-nucleotide messenger RNA. Lineage: Eukaryota; Metazoa; Arthropoda; Insecta; Lepidoptera; Papilionidae. The record is from the annotation of a GenBank genome assembly.